Messenger RNA from Rotaria sp. Silwood1, 1722 nucleotides. NCBI's taxonomy places the organism in Eukaryota, Metazoa, Rotifera, Eurotatoria, Philodinida, Philodinidae. The record is from the annotation of a GenBank genome assembly.
AUGUCAUCAACUGAAGCAUCGGCUAUUAAAUCAGAUUCGGAUAUCGAACGUCUUAUACUUCGCCCACAACGACCACCACCACCGCCACCCACACAAUCUGAACCUUCAAUUCCCAUGGACUUGAAGAGAGUAUCUUUUGAAUUUGAGACUACAUCUUCAUCAACAGAUAUAUCCAAUGAAUCUAACAAAGAUGUAAAAGAUAAUCAAUCAUCAUUUCUGUUCGAAUUCAAAGAUCUAUUCGAUUCAUUUGAUUAUGAAAUAAUUCGUAAUAAAAUUUUAAGUCGACAGAUGACAACGUGUCCAUUUACUACUGUUUUAUGGCGUAUAUUUUUACAUUGUUUACCACGUGACUCCAGUCAAUGGAAUCAAAUAAUUGAUGCAUCACGUGAUCAUUAUAAUGAACUUGUUGAUAAAUAUCUUCUUGAUUUAAGAAAAAUCCGAGAAAAUAAUGGUAAAUCAAAAGAUCUCAAUCAUCCACUUUCUCAAGAAGAAAAUAGUCUUUGGAAUCAGUACUAUGUUUAUGAGGAGCUCAAAGAAAAUAUUUAUCAAGAUGUUAUACGAACUUGUCAAGAAAUAGCGUUUUUUCGACAAAAAUACGUUCUUGAUCUUUUAUUAAGUAUUUUAUAUAUUCAUAGUCGACAUUACGGACAAUCCUUACCCUAUCGACAAGGUAUGCAUGAAAUUCUCGCUGUUAUUGUUUAUUUAAUUCAUUUGGAAAGUAUAACAGUAAAUGAAUAUUCUGAAUCGAAUGAAUUAAUGAAAAAACUUUAUGAUCCAGUAUAUCUUGCUCAUGAUUCUUUCGCAAUUUAUGAGAAAAUUAUGGAACAUCUUCAACCAUUUUAUGAUUUUAAAUCAAAUAACUUAGGCAUACGUAAAAAUAUCAAUAUAAAUGUUAAUAAACAUCUACCAUUUCAACGAUCACAUGAUGUACAAGUUCAAAUGAAUGAUACGGUCAUGAGAGUGAACUCUAUUUUUGAACGUUUAAAAAACUAUGAUUUGGAGUUGUAUGAUAAACUUCAAAAUUUAAGCAUUGAACCGACAGUCUACGGCAUACGUUGGCUUCGACUUCUAUUUGGACGUGAAGUUCCCUUUGGUUCUAUUCCAAUUCAAACACAUGGUGUCUUAGAAUAUAGUUGUUGUUUACAAUAUCUCAUGCAACCCAAUGUUAUUUCUAAUGUUGAAAAUGUCAUUCAAAAUGCGCUUAGCUUAGAAAAAUAUUCUCGAACUAAACAAUUUCAACGUUCAUCAUCAAAUAUUUCUUCAGAAUCAACGCAAAAUCGUUCAGUUAUAACAGAUGUACAAAAGUCUACAUCACCUAUACAAAGUUUUUCACUAAACCCUCUAAUAGAUUCAAUAAAAAGCAAUUCUACAAGUCGAUUAAUGUCAUUAUCCCAAAUGUCAAAACCUGCUUCUUUUAAUCCACCAAAAGAUUCUGAAAUGGACAUCUGUCCUGGAAAAGAAACACGUCAACAAUUUGAUAAUAAUGUUCAAAUACAAAAGUAUUGUGCUGAAUUUAUGAAUAAGUUUAUUAAUCGAAUACAAAGUCGUAUAUGUGAUUUACAAGUUCCAAAUGAAGAAGUAUUGAUUCAAUUGAAUGGCUUGAAACAAAUUGCUAAUAUAUUGGAAGGCAAAUUAAUGUAUGAUGAUCAUUCUCUUCAAGCUCUUCUCAAUUAUCAAUGUAAAGAAAAAUCGGUUGAAAAUGAUAUUAAUGAUACAGCUUGA